Homo sapiens (human) is the source of this 1142-nucleotide messenger RNA. It is a transcript of the gene TCL1B, whose product is annotated as TCL1 family AKT coactivator B. Gene Ontology annotation, molecular function: protein serine/threonine kinase activator activity. The transcript is spliced from 4 exons. Lineage: Eukaryota; Metazoa; Chordata; Mammalia; Primates; Hominidae. The record is from RefSeq and is marked validated. Bases 43 to 429 code for a protein of 128 amino acids.
ACACGUGUGAGCCUAGAGGCGGGUCCCGGUUGCAGACUUGCCAUGGCCUCCGAAGCUUCUGUGCGUCUAGGGGUGCCCCCUGGCCGUCUGUGGAUCCAGAGGCCUGGCAUCUACGAAGAUGAGGAGGGGAGAACCUGGGUGACUGUGGUCGUGCGGUUCAAUCCCUCGCGUAGGGAAUGGGCCAGGGCCUCCCAGGGCAGCAGAUAUGAACCCAGCAUCACAGUGCACUUGUGGCAGAUGGCAGUGCAUACCCGGGAGCUACUCUCCUCCGGCCAGAUGCCCUUCUCCCAGCUGCCCGCCGUGUGGCAGCUCUACCCCGGGAGGAAGUACCGAGCAGCGGAUUCCAGUUUCUGGGAAAUAGCAGACCAUGGCCAGAUUGACUCUAUGGAGCAGCUGGUCCUAACAUAUCAGCCGGAGAGGAAAGACUGACACUGGGAGUGGCUGGCCCUGCUGGCCCUGCCUCUUCUGGCCUGGUGUCUCCUCAUGCCCCCUCAGUGAGGAUCUUCAUGUACCUGCUCUUCUGUUUGCACACCCAGCAUAGCCUCCUUGCAGGCAGAAGGCAGUAGGGCCCCUGCACACUCAGUUUCUCUCGUUUUCCUUAGUUAUCAGUCCUGUCCUGUCCCACUCAGGUCUGUACUUAGGGCAGCUGGCCUGGAUGGGCUUCACUGGGGCCCUGUCUGUGUGCUGAGCCAGUUUCCCCUGCUGGCUGCAAGCUGUGGGUUCUUUCUCCUCUGUGCCCCUCAUGCUGAUCUUCUAGAUGCCACUCCCAAAUCCCCUUCAUACCCACCAGGAUGUGUGCCCAGCCAGGCCUCCAGCACCCCCAGUGCAGCUCGUGAUUGGAAACUCACCAUCGGCAGGCAGUGGUUCGGUUUAAGAGAUGGCAUUAGAGGGAGCCCAGUCUGGAUGUGGACUUGGAUGCCCUGUGGGUAUCAGUUCUGCUGACACUUUGGCCCGAAAUAGAUCCAGUGCUGAGCAAGCAAUGUACACCAGAGCCUCAGUGAGCCCAUCUGCACAGUGGGGAGCAUGGAGGGAUGGGUUUGGCCUGUGCUUCUGCUUAUUCAGUCCUUCAGCUCACGGAAGGGAUGCUAGUCCGUGAAGGUGACCUCACAGUACUGGUUAAUUAAACUUUAUUGCUCACUGUC